Molecule: messenger RNA, 1688 nt
Organism: Amorphotheca resinae ATCC 22711
Lineage: Eukaryota; Fungi; Ascomycota; Leotiomycetes; Helotiales; Amorphothecaceae
Exons: 4
Coding region: 360-1352 (330 amino acids)
Biological process (GO): intracellular signal transduction; mitotic cell cycle; protein phosphorylation
Cellular component (GO): cytoplasm; nucleus
Molecular function (GO): histone H3T3 kinase activity; ATP binding
Source: RefSeq, a predicted model, not a curated record
CUGCCAUAUUUGGCUCCUCCACCGAAUCAAGCUGCAUAUCCCAAUCAUCGGCAUCUUCUCCAAGAGACCCGCUUGUUGAUAUAACUUCUGCUAUCAAUAAUUUAAGUCUUACUAUUUCCGAACCCGCCACGCCAGAGGUCAAAUCAGUCCCUCAGACCCCCUCUUCAUAUACCUCACCAGAUUUAAUACAUUUAAACCCUCUUCUUCAAUCCUACCAUGCAGACCGCGGCCAUACCCUUGAAAUACGGAAAUGGGACCAGGUCUUCGAGGGCGCAUCAUCAAUAGUCAAGAUUGCAGAGGCGAGUUACGCAGAAGUAUAUCGAAUCACCGUCAAAAAUGUCAGCUCUAUCAUAAAAGUUAUGCCACUAAGACUGCCCUCCGAUCCCCCGUCUAUGGAAUCCGAAGUCGCCGUUUCAGUAGAGCAAGUUGUCUCCGAGAUUCGCAUCAUGAACAUAAUGACAGAGGUUCCUGGUUUUGUUUUAUUCAAGGAAGCUCAUCUUCUUAAAGGAAAGCCCUCUGAUGCCAUUAUCAGUGCCUGGGAUGAGUAUAACUCCCAAUCUACUGAAGGCAGCUUCUUCCCUCAUCCUGCCUCCUACUCCGAUAGCUCUAUCUUUUUAGUGGUUGAGCUUGGCGAUGCCGGCGAGGUUCUAGAACAUUUUGAGGUCAACAGUAUAGAAAAGUUAUGGGAUAUCUUUCUCGGUGUUGUUAUGGCAUUAAGCCGUGCUGAGAACUUUGCUGAGUUUGAGCAUCGCGACCUUCACGAAAAUAAUAUUUGUAUCUCUACCCGCGAACGGUCCAAAGUGUCACAUAGCCUUCCUGAGGCUAUCAAAUUUGGUCGGUCGAAUCUGGAAGUGACGCUAAUCGACUAUGGACUGUCACGCGCAAAAAUGCCAAACGGUGAUGUUGUGUUCUUCGACUUAGAGUCAGAUCUCGAGGUAUUUCGGGGAGAAGAUGGCAAGGCUCAGUUUGAUACCUAUAGGCGGAUGAGAACCCACUUAUUCACUGGCAAGCAUACAAUGUUCAAGCGUAACUGGCAUACGGAGACAUCACGCUCAAAAAAUAGUGGGCAUACCUGGGCCGAAUACACGCCGUACUCUAACGUGCUCUGGAUCAAAUAUCUCUUGAAAUGGCUGAGGACAGCUUACCUCAAGGCUAUAGCUCCCAGUGAUGAUUCCGUUGAAUGGAAUCGUACUGAAGGUCUUAGUAAGCUCAAUAAAAAAUUAGAUGUGAGGACCAAAUAUGGUGCAUUUGAGAGUGCUACCGAUGUUUUGGUUUUUGCGGCCGAACAGGGAUGGAUCAGUGCUGAGCAGAUGGAGAGCUAUGGGGUAGACUCUUCGAUUCUAAGUCAAUAAGUGGAGGGCCUUGGUCUGGACGUAUGGGUUGGCUAUUAUUGUGGCAUUCUUUGAGGCGUUUUUGGAAAAAGUAAAUGGGGGGUGCAUAGCGACGGUGCAUACUUGGAAAGGGGUGGGCCAAAAUUACUGUUUUCGAAAGCUAUGACCAUUAUAGUGGUUCGUUAUCCCUAAAAAACGAACUACUUGUCCUGUGCAAUACCUUUGGAUACAUUUCAACUAUAGGGCAGCGUUCAAAUAGUCCAUCUGCUCGGGAGUCGGAUCCUCUUACAGCCAUUGCGACCUAGGCUCAUAUGCCAACUUAUAUAGCACUUUCAACUAUCUACUACUCUAAAUACU